AGCAAUCUCCCAGGGUGGCUCCACUUUUCAUUUGAGCUCAAAUACUUCACUGUGUACUCUGCAGCUGCCAGACCUGCUCCUGCUGCCGCUCAGGGAGAACACCUGGGAAAACCCUUUCCACUGAGAAGAUGAUGAGCUCAAGCUAUUGGAGUGAGACCAGCAGUAGCAGCUGUGGGACCCAGCAGCCCACAGAGGUCCUGCAGUGCCAGCCUCAGCAUUACCACUGUUACCAUCAGCAGCCUCCAGAAAAAAAUGUAGUGUAUGAGCGAGUGAGGACCUACAGUGGGCCCAUGAACAAGGUGGUGCAGGCCUUGGACCCCCUCGGCUCACGGGAAGUACUCUCCCCCCUCAAAACCGCCUCCUCCUACCAGAAUUUGGUUUGGAGCAACCAUUCUCAGGAGCUCCAGUCUCCAACUAUGAAAAUAUCUGCGUGUGCGCCAAGCACUUUGCAUAUAACACAAAAUGCUGAACAGGAACUCCAUUCUCCAACAGUGAAAAUUACUGCAUAUCCACAAACCACCAUUAGUAGAUACAUAGUACAAAACCCUGAACAGGAACCAUUGUCUCCUUUCCUAAGAGGAGGUCACUUCUUCCCAGGAAACAAUGUAAUUUAUGAAAAAACAAUAAGAAAGGUGGAGAAGCUAAACACAGAUCAGGAAUGUUGUCCUCAAAUUCAUCAUCAUCAUGUCAUCCAACAACCCCAGAUUAUCCACUCUCCACAUUGUCAACAGUCCUGGUCUAGUCAUCAAAUCCAAUGCACAGCAGAAAAUGAUUCAAAUAUUGGACAUGAAAUCUGCCAUGGUGGGCCAAGCCAAGUACAUGAACAGGUGAUAAUUCAAAAUGAUGGCCCUGAGAAAUUGGACCCUAAAUAUUUUGGAGAGUUACUUGCUGACCUAAGCCGCAAGAGUACAGACCUAUAUCACUGCCUAUUAGAGCAUUUGGAGAGAAUUGGAGGAAGCAAACAAGAUUUUGAGUCUGCAGAUACAUCAGAAGACAUUGAGUCAUUGAUUCCUAAAGGACUAUCAGAGUUUACAAAACAACAAAUUCGUUAUAUUCUGCAGAUGAGGGGUAUGUCUGAUAAGUCACUGAGACUAGUGCUGUCCACAUUUAGCAACAUCCGGGAAGAACUUGGACAUCUUCAAAAUGAUUUGACAUCACUGGAAAAUGACAAGAUAAGACUUGAAAAGGAUUUGGCUUUCAAAGAAAAUCAAAUAAAAGAAUAUGAAGAACUCUUGGCAUCAGUGAGAGCAAACAAUCGCCAACAGCAACAAGGACUUCAAGCCUCAAGUUCAAAAUGUCAGACAUUGGAAGAAAACAACCUUUCUCUUCAACAUACACUGUCAGACAUGGAAUACAGACUAAAAGAACUAGAAUAUUGUAAACGUAAUUUAGAGCAAGAGAAUAAAAACCUUAGAAUACAGGUGUCUGAGACUUGUACAGGCCCGAUACUACAGGCUAAAAUGGAUGAGAUUGGCAACCAUUAUACGGAGAUGGUAAAAAACUUGAGACUUGAGAAAGACAGAGAAAUCGGCAAGCUAAGGUCCCAAUUAAACCAGUACCAAAAAGAUGUUUCAAAAAGAGAAGGAAGUUGUAGUGACUUCCAAUUCAAGCUUCAUGAAUUGACAAGUUUACUGGAAGAGAAGGAUUCUGUUAUAAAGCGUCAAUCAGAGGAACUCUCAAAGUUGAGACAAGAAAUAUACUCAUCCCAUAACCAGCCCUCCAACAGUGGAAGGACUACAAUCACCACAAAAAAGUACAGGACACAAUAUCCGAUCCUAGGUCUCCUGUACGAUGAUUAUGAAUAUAUACCACCAGGUAGCGAUACACAGACUAUUGUGAUUGAGAAAACUGAAGACAAAUGGACUUGUCCAUGAAUGGAUCCACUUUACAGGACUACAACUCUAAGGAAAUUUUUAUUGUCUUCAUCAGUAUUUUAAUGGUUAUUUUUCUAUUUCUAAAGUGCAAUCAAAUUAUGAAUCAUGGUACUACUCUAUGAAUCUAAUGGGUCGAUUUAAUUCUGCAGAUGAGUUUUCCCAGCCAUUCAGGACACCUGAAUCCUUUUUUCACAUUGAUAUAUUUGAUAUAACAUCAUGCAAAUGGAAAAAAAAAACUUUGUAUUUAAACUGGUUAAAGACAAUUUAGAACUUAACAUCUUAUUUUUAUAUAGGGAGCUUAAUCUAUGGUGAACUUAUUCAUAAGGAUAAAGUCAUUACAAGUUAUCAUAUUAUAUUAAAUGUGCAGUUUAGCUAUAAGACUCACUGAUGUUUUUCAGCAAAACAGAGGCAAAGCACAAUUAAAUUUAAACAUAGGUAACUAGAAUAUGAAAUAUAUAGCCUAAGUUUACUUUUCUCACAUUAAUCUUGAGACUAAAAGAGAGUAUGACAGUGCUAACAUAUCUCAGAAACAGAUAAGCAAAGGUGGAGGUUAAUAUUGUUAAUCAUGGAAAUGGGCUUAUAUCUUUUGAAAUAACUAUAUUAAUUAAAUUAUACAUUGUUACACUUGGUUCUAAGUACAUGUCAGUACCUGGGAAAAUCUGUUCUUUCAAAACAUAUUUUUCUGCUAGUGAUGCCAUUCAUUUUCUUAAAAACAUAUAAAACUGUACUGUCGUAGUGGGGCAAUAAGAUUUUAGAAUUUUUCAUAGUGAUAUCCAGAUAGAACGCUGAAAUAUUGUAUAGUAAUAAAAGCUUAAGUAAUAAAAAUAACAGUAAAAGAUACUUGAUAGCUAUAUCUUAUUUGGAAUAUUAUAUAGUAGAGCUGUUCAUAUAUUUAGAAGUUUGUUAGUUGAAUUACAGUGAUAUUACGAAGUGAAUGCAAGUAUUUGUUAAAUAUAUUACAGUAAUGAAUUUCAUAAUAUAACCUAAUUAGACGCUGCAAAAAUUUGUUCAUCAAAGUUAGGAUUAAUGUAACAAAUAUAUUCAGGUUACAUGUUUAUUACAUGUAAAACCUUUUUGCUUUAUACUAAAAUAUCUACAGAUACCUUCCUAAAAUUCUUCAAUGCUUUAUAAGCAUAAUCUAAUUAUUCAUUAUAUUAAGAAUCAGUUAAGAUAAGCAUUGCUGUGGCACUAUACUAACUAGAACUAUGAGGUAUAAAUAUACAAAAGGUCUUAAUAUAAAAUUAAGUCUUAUUUAUAUUCUUAUAACACUUGAGAUAAACAUGACGUCUUCUGACAUGAAUAAAAUUUCUAUUUUAUCAGUAUUUUAAGAUAUAAAAUAUAAAUGUUUCAUGUUCCUACAAUUCCCCUCUAUUUUAUGACCAACAGAUCAGUUUCUCCCUCUGCUAGCUACUAAUAUCUGUAACUGUGGCAGAAGUGUACUAUUUUAUUCAUCCAUUAAAAAAGUUACAAGGGAAUGUUAUAAUUACCUUGACAGAAAACUGCCAUAAAUACAAUAUGAAAAUGAGAAUAAGACUUUUUCAAAACUAUUAAAACUAACUAUUUUCAGAAUUAGAGAGCAAUUAAGAAGAGCCUAUUUGAUCCAGGAUGGUAAAUUAGUCAUAUAAAAGUUUUUCAUUUUAUUUAUUAACAUUUUAAGAUCAAUAGAAAUAAGAGGAAUAAAAGUGAUAUUAUUUUCUUCUCACCAAUUCCAUGUAGUUUCUAAGUGAAAACUCCAGUGAGGUCAGGUGAGGAUGCUUUUUUUUAUCUUAUUUCUAUUUCCAUAUGUUUUCAUUCUAUAUUUGUCAAAUAAAAUGGAGACUGUAGACUGUCAUGCAAAAUUUGUAUAUAUAGCUAAAUAAAAUAUGUUAAGCUUC
Messenger RNA from Meriones unguiculatus (Mongolian gerbil), 3748 nucleotides. It is a transcript of the gene Pof1b, whose product is annotated as POF1B actin binding protein. Gene Ontology annotation, cellular component: bicellular tight junction; adherens junction; actin filament. NCBI's taxonomy places the organism in Eukaryota, Metazoa, Chordata, Mammalia, Rodentia, Muridae. Gene Ontology annotation, biological process: bicellular tight junction assembly; epithelial cell morphogenesis; actin filament organization. The transcript is spliced from 17 exons. The coding region runs from base 129 to 1874 and encodes 581 amino acids. The record is from RefSeq and is a predicted model, not a curated record. Gene Ontology annotation, molecular function: actin filament binding.